Lithohypha guttulata is the source of this 828-nucleotide messenger RNA. RefSeq lists its product as uncharacterized. The transcript has a single exon. Bases 1 to 828 code for a protein of 275 amino acids. The record is from RefSeq and is a predicted model, not a curated record. Lineage: Eukaryota; Fungi; Ascomycota; Eurotiomycetes; Chaetothyriales; Trichomeriaceae.
AUGCCUAUUGGACCACAGACUGUUUCUUCACCUGCAGGCAAGCGGAAGAGAUCGCACGGGGACGAUGGGAGUGGGAGUGACGAAAGUAUUGGACCGCAGCCGCCUGCCACGACUAACAAGGUAGAGGAGUUGGGGACAAAGAAAGCGCGCGUAAUUGGUCCUUCUUUACCACCGUCACUGCAGCACAACAAGAUUGCGACUACAGCUUCAGGCAAGGACGAAGACAGCGGCAGCAGUGACGACGACGAUUUUGGGCCCAGCUUGCCGACGAAGGAAGACCUAAAAGAUGUAACGAAGAACAGCACCACUGCGAGCAUUUCUGCGCCCGCUCAACCCCCAGCGAAGCCUCGUGUCCAAAGAGACGAAUGGAUGACCAUGGAGCCUGCCACUGGUGACCGGUCGCAGCGUGUUGAUCCUACCAAGAUCAAGAGUCGCAAGUUCAAUACAAGUCGUUCUGUUACCACUGCAAAAGCAGGAGGUGACUCAUGGCACGAGACACCAGAGCAAAAGCAAGCCAGAUUACAAAGAGAAAUGCUGGGCAUCAAGGAUGACAAGACGUCAAGGUCGAAGCCUGCUUCAGCAGAACCGGAACAAGAUCUCGAGACCGCCCAAAGGAUGAAAGAAUAUAGCAAAGCUCGCGGGCCUUCACUGUAUGAUGCGCAUCGUCAGAAACACAAAGCGGAAGAGGACGAUGACCCGAGCGCCAGAGCCUUUGACAGGGAGAAAGAUAUUGCUAGAGGACUACAAAUCAACGCAACACAGCGCAGGGAUAUGAUGAAGAAGUCCAGCGACUUCAACUCGAGGUUCAGUGGGGCUAAGUAUUUGUGA